AUGGAAGUGCCGCCCGGCUUCAGCGACCACGACUUCAGGUCAAGCAGUGGCACCGACCUCGGCGUCCGAGUCUGGCCUGCCGACCCCCCCGUCUCAGGCCCCGCCCCAUUCGUCGUAUGGACGCACGGCGGUGGCUGGUUAGGGGGAUAUCAUUUUGUGCCCCUCCCAUGGAUGGUGCCGGGCUGGCGCCAGCGCGGCUACCACCUGGUCUCGCACAACUACCGCCUCGGACCCCAGACCCGCCUCGACGACCAGCUCGCCGACUCCCUUGAGGCCGUCGCCUGGUGCCGGGCCAACCUGCAGUCCAUCCUCGGCCCAUCCGCUGUCGACGUCAACCGCUAUGUCCUGUGCGGCGAGUCUGCCGGCGGCCACCUCGUCACCCUGAUGGCCCUGCACCUGCCCGACCCCCAGCCGAGGGCCGUGGUUGACGUCUACGGUCUCGUCGAUUUCCUUGCCUUCCAAGUCCUCGGCGCGCCGCCUCAGGAUGACGCAGCAACGGGUCUAGCGCCCUGGGACGGCGAGUUCUCCGAGGAAGAGCUCGAAGUCUUCCUCGGCGACCGCGACCCUGCCAAGAUCCUAACCGACGCCCUCCCCUGGGCCGUGACGGACGUGUCCGAGGACGAGUUGAGCAGGCGCUGGGGCACCGACUUCCGCUUCUCGCGGCGCAUCCGCCUGCAGACCGAGGCGCACAUGUACCGCUCCCUCCGCCGCAAGGGGACUGGCUUGCUUAAAGCGGUCAUGCACCCCGAGAAGUUCGCCACGGAGGAGGAGCUCACCGCCUUUGUCCACUCCAUGUCGCCGUUCCGGGUGUUGCAAGACGAAGCGGCCAAGGGCCGCAAGACCUACCCUCCCACGGCGUUUCUACACGGCAGCGGCGAUACGGACGUGCCCAUCGAGCAGAGCUACGCCCUGGCCGCGAAACUCAAGGAGAUGGGCGUGCCCGUCAUUGAGCGCUACGAGGACGGCGAGCCCCACGUCUUUGACCAGAAGUACACGAGUCCCGAAGUUCCAGGAUGGGACACGACUAUCCAGCCCAUUCUCGAGUUUGUAGACAAGCACACCGGGCAUAACGUCGUGUAG
Molecule: messenger RNA, 1080 nt
Organism: Lasiosphaeria miniovina
Lineage: Eukaryota; Fungi; Ascomycota; Sordariomycetes; Sordariales; Lasiosphaeriaceae
Product: Alpha/Beta hydrolase protein
Exons: 2
Coding region: 1-1080 (359 amino acids)
Biological process (GO): proteolysis
Molecular function (GO): serine-type peptidase activity; lipase activity
Source: RefSeq, a predicted model, not a curated record